Molecule: messenger RNA, 1218 nt
Organism: Punica granatum (pomegranate)
Lineage: Eukaryota; Viridiplantae; Streptophyta; Magnoliopsida; Myrtales; Lythraceae
Source: RefSeq, a predicted model, not a curated record
AUGGUACACCACUUGGAAGAAGUACCUAUAUCAAGAGGUAUGAAGAAGCUUGAAGUUCUAUCAGGUAAUAGGAAUAGAUGGCUUUCUCGUGAAGUACCUAUAUCCGACGAAGUUUUGAGUCUAUCCUCCUUGAGGGUCUUGAGAUUUCGCGGGAUAAAGAGCCUUCCGGUGAGUAUGAGUGUACUCUCAUGCCUGCAGACCCUUCAUUUAGGUGACUGCCAGAAUCUUCAGACCCUCCCUGAGCUUCCAUCUAGCUUAAUUAGUCUAACAAUUGAAGCUUCGUCGAAGCUGACUUCCCUGAAUCUGGCGAACUUGGUGAAUCUAAAAACAUUGCAUUUGUCUCAGGCCUCAGAGCUCAAAGAGCUGGACAGCAUCUCUAGUCUAAGGAAACUUGAGAAAAUGAAUUUGCACUCACUGAAGAUAUAUACUUUACCAGAAAAGAUAGGUGCAUUUCUCCGUCAUCUAAAAGAGCUUGAUAUUCAUUACUGCCACAAACUUAAAAGCCUCCCCACACUUCCCUCAAGUCCGUCAGUUUUGAGAAUUGGGACGUGCAACUCACUUGAGAGGUUGCCAGACCUUUCAAACCUGAAGAAUUUGUCGAUAUUAGAGGUUAUGCAGUGCCACAAGCUCAGGGAAAUCGAAGGUCUUGGCAAUCUCCUGUCCCUGAAGGAUCUGCGUACAGAUUAUUGCCCUCUAACUAAGCUAGACGGUCUGAAGUCGGAAAGGCUCAAGUCUUUAACUGUAUUGUCCGCCGCUUGGUCUGAAGUUGAACGACUUCCCAACUUAUUCAAGUUGAAGAACUUGAAGUCCCUAAGUGUACUGGGCAGCAGGAAGCUAGUUGAGAUUGGAGGACUCAGCAGUUUGCUAAACCUGAAAAUGUUAUGUAUAGACAACUGCAGGUCGCUCGAACUCUUGCCCGAACUACUACCCUCUUUGGAGAAAUUAUUCCUUAGAUAUUGUGUGCAAUUUAGCGAAAUUGAGGCGGUCGCAGAAUUGGAGUCACUGCAAGAGUUAAAUAUAAACAGGUGCAGAUCGCUCAGGAAGUUACCGAACCUAUCAAACUUGCAGAGGCUACAGAGAUUCAAUAUGAGAGAUUGUGAGAGCAUCGUGGAAAUUCCAAGACUUGAGGAGCUGAGUAGUCUACAGGAGUUGAACACCGUUGGAUGCAAGGCACUUAAGUUACCCGAUCUUUCAAAGCAGCAGAGUAACGGGCUGUAG